Messenger RNA from Cyprinus carpio (common carp), 1337 nucleotides. RefSeq lists its product as uncharacterized. Lineage: Eukaryota; Metazoa; Chordata; Actinopteri; Cypriniformes; Cyprinidae. The record is from RefSeq and is a predicted model, not a curated record.
AGACAGUGAUAGACGUGCAGUCCUACCAGAGUGAGCACUAUUCUCUGAGAAGCCUCCCUUCAGAAGGAGAGAAACAAGGAACCAGAGGAAGAGGUCCUGCUCACAAGGCCUAGGGACUAAAUUGAUAUGUUUUUUGGUCUCUCGCGUCCUACUUUAGGACACAUCCGCUGCUUGCAGACGUCCGCCGUACAGACUGUGACCCAAAGUGCUCACGAUCUCGUAGUGCCGCGGGUGGCUGUUUUUCUGGGUGCAUUGGGAAUUGCGAUGUCUGGAUACAGCUCUCGCCAGCUCGCUGUUCACCACCGUCCUUCCACACGCAUCCUGCACUGGAUGUCCAAACCUGCCAUUAAUGUCGAUAGCCCUGGUUCCCCAGGUCGAGCCCGUCUGGAUUCAGCCAAGACUUCAAUGGCAUCCGUCAAAAAAGAUGAACAGGAUCAACCAAUCAAAAGCACAGUUGACACCGAGCAACCUGUGAAGGCAUCACCUGACAUAUGAAAACAAACAAAAAAAAAACCUUCAGCCAUACAAGGGACUUGUGAGGUCUUACUGUGUAAGAUGGAGCAUAGUCAAUAAUUUAGUCUGUGGUUAUUUGGAAGUGCCUUUGUACAAGAAAGCCAGUUUGCCCUGAUUAGAUUGUGUGUAUUUAUGAGGUUUUGCACAAAUGAUUCAGCAGAUAUGUGAUAACGACCAACUGUCGGUUUGCUGAUGAGUCAUACAUUAAGCUGACAUCCUUGUAAAAAAUCACCUGCAUUUUUUAAAAAUAUGUCUAAAUAUACAGGCAUAUUGGUUUGAUGAUAUCAUGCUGGAGUGAUAUUCUGAAAUCCACUGAAUUUUAAUAUGCUGAAUCAAGCCCACAUACCAAGAAUAAUUUGCACGUUGGUCAAUUGCGUCCUAAUGACUGGCUCUUUACUUAGAAAUGUAUUUACAGUCACAAUAACACCCACCGUGACAGGCAUGUUUCCAAGCUAAACCACUUCCUGAAGAUUAGUUUGCUGAAUUUAUUUACUAGGGCUUGUUAAUGGGAUAUAAACAUACAGGUAGGCUGUGAAUGAGUCAGGAGCUGAUUUAUUGACUUGAUUUUCAGGUCUUCCAGAGAGAAUAGGGUGUGUUAAAAACAGUACUGUAUACAGCACACAGAAUGCAACUACAUGCAGAUAUUUGGGAUGCUUGUUCCGUUAUGUUUUGUACUAUGUAUAAUCUUUUUAAAUGCUUAUUUUAGCUGUUUUAUAUGGCUACAGUAUUACAGCCCUAAUAUCGGUGUCUAUCUUAUAAAACAAUACAAAAAAAAAAUGCUGUGUAUGAAUUUACAUGUUAUGCAAUAAAAAUAAAUAUAUAUA